Molecule: messenger RNA, 1644 nt
Organism: Hyaena hyaena (striped hyena)
Lineage: Eukaryota; Metazoa; Chordata; Mammalia; Carnivora; Hyaenidae
Exons: 5
Coding region: 1-1032 (343 amino acids)
Source: RefSeq, a predicted model, not a curated record
AUGGACCGAACCCUCCCUGAAACUGAACCUCCGCGGCGCGGACCAGACACUGGCGCGGACUCGAGAAGGGACCCAGCGCACACGCUGGCGCCCGAAACCGACUCGGAAUCCAGCCGCACUCGGCUGAGCCCCACCGGGCGCUACCGCGCCGAGGCCCGGCGCUCGCGCAGGCGCGUGUGGCCCAGUCCCGAGGUUCGCGGACAUCCGCCCCCAGCCGCGGCGCUCGCGCAGGCGCGUGUGGCCCAGUCCCGAGGUUCGCGGACAUCCGCCCCCAGCCGCGGCGCUCGCGCAGGCGCAUGUGAAGCAGCCUCGAAGUUCGCGGGCGUCUGCUGGGAGUCUCCGGAUCGCUUGGGGCGUGUGGAGCAGCCCCCAGGUUCUCGGGCGGCCCUCAGCGGGAGCGUGGGCGCCGCGGGCAGGGCGGGCCGCGCCCUCGGGGUCCGCAGCAGGCAGUGCCCGGCAGGGAGGCGGCGUGGGGCGCCCCGGCGGAGCCCGGGAGCCGCGGUGUUCCAGAACCAGUGUCAGUUCUCGGGGCAGAGGGUGCCUAGGCGUCCUUCCCUGGCCCGCUCUGCUUUUGCCGGAAAACCAGUGGCGUCCCCGCAGGGCCGAGCAGGCCCGCGGGCACCGCAGCGCUCUCCGGAGUUCUGUUGGUUGGCCUGCGAUUCCAAGAAAGUCAGAGGAGCAGCGGCUGCAAAUUCGCUCACUGUUUGUUCUUUCCUCUUCCACACUCGGGUGUUGUCCUUGCCUGGUCACUUGGGCCUUUCCCUACCUCCAGGAAGGAUUUGCGGGGCCUCGAAAGAGAAGGGAUCUUCCCAGCGCUUCAGGACCCGGAUGCCACCUCCCUGCUGGGGACUGUCCAUGUGGCCUUGCUGGCAAUUCCACAGAUGGCAGACUGGAACCACUGUGGCUCUGGCAGCUCUCCCUGCACAGAUUUUAAAUGGCCCUUCCAGAUUUUGCUCUCAUCUCAAGCAAAAGAAAUAUAAACUUUGUGAACAUCUUAGGACAGUCUCCAGCAUGCAAACAGAGCUAUUCUGAUUGGGGAGCUGGAGCUGCCUGAAAGAAGCUUCUUGUUCCUUGCCUGACGGCCUGAGCCAGGGGGCUUUCUCGUGUUCCUUUGGAGGAACAUUGGACAGUGCCAUUGUGGUCACAUGAGUGAAAGGACCCAAGCCAGGCACUGUGCUAGGAGCUCCAUCUCAUUCAGUCUUCACAGAGAGACUGAGGUGUCACCUCCGUUUUGUAAAAUACAACAUAAAGAAUUUAAGCCACACUGAGGGUAGGUAACUUUGUCCAGAAGGACAGAGCUGAGUUUGAGCCUGGAACUCCAGGACCUCAGGUACUUGUGCUUAAGCACAGUGCUCUGCCACCUACCUGGUGCUGUAACCUGGUGGAUGUUAAACCACGGGGCUGAUUUCUGCCUCAUCUGCCCUGCUAGCAACCUAGGUCUCAAAAAAAGAGGAAUCUCUGGAUUAGUCUAGGUUGUCAGGCUAAAUCCGGACCUUUUGCAAAGUUUUUCUCUGUGAACUAGAGUUUAAACUUGCACACUCAGACUAGUAUAUCUCUGAAGUGUGUAUUUUCUUCCCAAACCAAUCUAAGACCAAGAGGAAUCAGAGUUACUAAUAAGCACCAAGAGAGAACUGGCAUCUUUCU